CCCAGAGUUCCUUGCGCUCUCUAACUUCCGGGUUCACCGCUCCCUGAGAUUCUCCCGGGGCAUGAGGAGAUACAUUUGAAUACAUCAAGCCAUGCUCCAGUGACACUUAAAUGAAAACUAUUUUACGUAUGUCACCGGAUAAACUCUCGGACUGCAUGAUUUAACGGAUAACAACGCAUUUAUUUGUCCGCCGCCAUAUAUCCUGAAACAUGGAGGAUCCAAACAGACCUCAGAGGAAAAUGUCCACAGCAGGAGACAGCCUGUACAAGGUCCUGGGCCUGGAGAAAGGAGCGUCUCCAGAUGAAGUGAAAAGGGCGUACAGGAAAUUAGCAUUAAAGCAUCACCCUGAUAAAAACCCAGACAACCCAGAAGCUGCUGAGAAAUUCAAGGAGAUCAACAACGCCAACUCCAUCCUCAGUGAUGAGAACAAGCGCGGUAUAUACGACGAGUAUGGAUCCAUGGGGCUCUACGUAGCUGAGCAGUUUGGGGAAGAGAGCGUCAAAUAUUACUUCCUCAUGUCCAAAUGCUGGUUCAAGGGUCUUGUGGUUUGCUGCAGUAUUUUCACCUGCUGCUGCUGUUUCUGCUGCUGCUGUUUCUGCUGUGGGAAGUGCAGGCCGCCAGACGAUGAGGAAAAUUUCGUCUACAUGGACCCGGAAGACCUGGAGGCAGAGAUCAGAGAACAAGAUGAGGCAGGAGACCAUGUAAUAAUUAUUCAGCCGAGCUCUAGCAACGCCGCUGAAACUUCAGGUGAAAACGCACCGAUUGUGAUUCAGCCUCACGCAGCCAACGGCACCUCGGGCCCCGGAGCCACGGUCAUAGCACUGCCCCCCGGGGAAUGAAUCAAUAAAUGAGUGAAUGCUUGUUUGAGUCGUGGCGCCGCUGAGAGCUUCAGCUUCUGGACUGCAUCAUCAACAUCAGCAGCAGCAUCAGUUGUGUUGAUGAUGAGUGUAAAUGCAGUGUGUGUUUGUGUGUGUGUGUGUGCGCGUGUGCGCGCGUGUGUGUUUGAUCUCAGAGGCUCAUUUGUUUACAUGUAUCAAGCAGCAGUUCGAUUGUGCCAUAGUUCUUAUUUUUUUUAAUGCCAAUGGUUUAGCCUUUGAUUCAAUCUCAUAUUUAUAUUAUUUUUUAAAUCUUUUUAUUUCUGUAUUUUUUUUUUUUUUUUUUGGGUGGCAUCUGAACUUCAGCACCGGAUGACGGAGCCACGCAGAUCAAAGGCUGUGAUUAGCUCUAGAAUAACUAACUGUUUCUCUUGUGCACUUUAAAGUCGAAAAAUCCUAAAGCUGCCACGAGUACGUCUUGUCCCAGGGCUCAGAAACGUUUUAGAAAUAGUUUAUUGUAAUAGACUUAUUCAGGGUUUUUUUUUCUUUAAGAGAUUGUUAGAUGCCAACCACUUGGUGUUGAGUCACACAGCACAUAGACACAUACUAUAGGAGUAUAAUAAUAAGGACUUACUCAGUAGUGGAGGCCAUAGACAUUCACAGAGAUUAAACAGAUGUAUGUUGCUAUUGUUACUUAACCAGAUUGUGUAUUUAAAAUAUUAGGGUCUUAACAGCUAAUUGGUAAUCAAUUAACAUUAAUAUAGUAAGGAGUGAAUGAGCAUUUUAAUAGACAGAUUAAAGAAUUGACAGAUAAAAGCUGCAUUUUACAUGUAUGUGAGGUGGAGAUGGAACAAUUUCUAUGUCUUUAAAUAAUCUUUUUCUUUUUUUGUUGUUUACUUGAAAAGUGAUAUGAACUGACUUGUAUGUACAGAUGGGGCAUGGAGCUGGAGCAAAGAGGUUGUCAGCUUAGCUCGGGCUAGAAAUAACUAGCCUGACACCUUAAAAAUGGUAGCAUCCUGAAAAAUUCCGUUCUUCCAGUUGCAUGCCUACAGGCGAUUAGCCUAGCUUAGCAUGAAAAGGAACUACUACUUCCUGCUUUUGUAUUUCUGUUUGUGUUCGAACAAAACAAAGAGGUACUAGCUGAGGUGUAGAUCAAAAGAGCCCCUCCAGGUUUUUAUGCUAAGCUAACUGCCCCCUUAGCGACGCUAGGAGAGGCUAGCUGUACCGCUGCUUUAGUUCAGUGCCAGAUAAUUUAACAGGUUACGACAAUUACAUAUAAUCGCACAGGUUGUUUUUUCUACACUUGACACUAAAAGCAGCAUUUUUUAAAAUUAACUUCCCAAAUUUUAUUGCCUUUGAUUCUCUGUGUGUGUAAUUUCAGGACGAUAUUGUUUUGAUUGGAGGUUUUUAAGAGAAAUUGAGUGUAUAUUAAGCUUUUAAAUUAUAUCUCGCCGAGUUCUAUUUUUCUACUUUCUGCUUGGUGUUAAAUAGAGGGUUGAUAUAUAUUUUGUACACAUCUGGACUUAAUAACAUUGCACGGAGAGCGAUAGAAAGUUUGAGUGGAUGGAAUACCAGACAUCGUACUUGACAAACCUCACAAAAGUGCCUAAACAGAUUUAAAUAAAAGUGUUUAUUUUUUUUUUCUUCAGAAUUUAAGGUUAUUAAGACUGUAUAUUUGGUUUCAUUGUCGACAUUCCCAUUCUAUUUUUCUAGUCAUUCCACUAUUGUGUGUUGUCGUCUGUGUCAAAUGACCGUAUUUCUUUAAGAUGAUUGUUUGUCUGAUGAAAUAAACUUGGGUUAAACUGGAA
This is a messenger RNA of Mugil cephalus (flathead mullet), 2623 nucleotides long. It is a transcript of the gene dnajc5gb, whose product is annotated as DnaJ (Hsp40) homolog, subfamily C, member 5 gamma b. The transcript has 6 exons. The coding region runs from base 210 to 839 and encodes 209 amino acids. The record is from RefSeq and is a predicted model, not a curated record. NCBI's taxonomy places the organism in Eukaryota, Metazoa, Chordata, Actinopteri, Mugiliformes, Mugilidae.